This is a messenger RNA of Olea europaea var. sylvestris, 1065 nucleotides long. RefSeq lists its product as uncharacterized. Lineage: Eukaryota; Viridiplantae; Streptophyta; Magnoliopsida; Lamiales; Oleaceae. The record is from RefSeq and is a predicted model, not a curated record. The transcript is spliced from 4 exons. Bases 1 to 1065 code for a protein of 354 amino acids.
AUGACUGGCAUUAUUAGAGAGGAGCUGGGAACGAUGCGACGUAAUUUUAUGACAAAGGUAGUCGCAUUACGAGAGGAGAUAGGGGUAUUGCGACGGGAUUUUACGACAGAGAUCGUCGCAGUACGAGAGGAGAUAGGGGUGCUGCGACGAGAUUUUACGACAGAUGUAGUAGCUUUGCGAGAUGAGAUUGGAAUGCUGCGACGAGAUAUAGGAGACCUUCAUACUGAGGUUGCAGCACUUCGAGGCGAUGUAGCAGGCGUCCGAGGGAAUGUCGGGGAGACUGGUGUCCCUCGAGAUUGGUGGGCAACGGCCGGGGGAAUCGAUGAGUUUUUUGGUUCGGUGCCGGAGGCCGAGAGGGAGGGGGUGGAGGUCGGGCAGGAGGAGCCGGAGGAGGCCGGGAUGCCCGGGGUAGAGGUCGGGCCGGAGGUGCCGGAGGAGGCAGAGAUAGAGGGGGUGGAGGGAGGGACAGGGGUGGUCGAGGAGGUAGCGGAGGGGACAUCAGAGGUGGUAGUAGAGGGGGAUGAUCAGGUUGCGGAGGAUGAGAGGAUGCCGGAGAUGACGGAUGACGAGGUAGUAUUCGUGUCCGAGGGGGCGACGGAGGUCCCGAAGGGUAAGAAGCGUGCUGCUGACGCGCCAAAGCUGAUGGUCGGUAAGAGAUCAAGAUUGCCGCCACAGUAUGUCGUUUCUCCCUACACGGUCGAGGCGAAGAGAAGGGGAUUUGUGGAUGGGGCGUACCCCAAUCUUUUUCGCGACGUCGACCCAGUCAGACAGAAGGCGUUCGAUGAUUGGUUCAAAUCCCUUAAGUCCGAAGAUAGUUAUACCAUCGGCUGUAUGACCGUGCCAAAUGCUAAAAAGUGGUUUGAAGAUGUAUUGACGACCUCAGCUUGGCUCGCUGAUGAUCAUGUCGACUUGGCUAUGGAAUUGUUACGCGAUCGGGCGCGGAGAUACCCGAGAUCUUAUGACAGUCUUACUCGAGUUAUCUUGAGCGCUGAGUUCGUUCGUGUCGUAGAUAUUGAGCAUCAGGAGCUCCUAAGCAAGGGGAAUGAUUAUGUUCUGUCUGAUUGA